AUGAGCAACCAAGAAACACUCGCCUCUGAUCCCAAAGUCGUGUUCGACGUCGAUAAAGGACUCCGAGUCUCCAUCUCGCGACCGGGGUUUGGAAAGCUGAAGUUGGACAAACUCCCAGUCGACUAUGAACGAUAUCUGAUCAAGAGCGAUCCCGAAUUCGUUAACCACAAUAGCAAGAAGAGGGCGUCUUCGGCAACAGACAAUCCCGAGAAGCUGGUCGCCGCCGUCGUGCCUGCGUCUAAUCACAAAUCGCCCUCGAAGGUGCAGCAGCGUUCGACGUGGAUCGCCACACGUGCCACUCAACUUCGCUGGUUCUCCAAGCCGGGCUUCCCCAAACCUCUGCCUCCGAUGAAGCCCAAAUGCGCUGUGAAGGAAACGUCGGAUGGCAUGGGGCUGGGCGUCUUCGCUACCCAGGACAUAUCGCGAUACGACGUCGUCCUCGUGGAGCGUCCGUUCCUUGCCACGCCUCUUUCGCUUAGCCAUCUCGGUCCUAUCACCAACGAAGCGUACGGGCGGCUGACCACCAACCAGAUCAACCAGCUCAUGCUCCUCAAUGCGGAUGCGUAUUUAGAGAAGGUGUUUGACAAGACCAUGUCGGACGAGGAUCGUGUCGAGUUCAUGGCCCUUGGGAACUCGCACACCGAGGACGGGAGCGGCCCUAUCAUAGGUAGAAGCAGGACGAAUGGAUUCGCCUUGGAAUUUGGCUGCUCUUCCACGGAUAACGAGUUCUAUAGGACCGGAUACACCUUCGUCACGAGGAUCGGUAGUCGCUUCAACCACAGCUGCAUCACCGACGUGAAACAAUCGUUCGAUCCCAUGACUUUUGCCGUCACCUUCCGAGCCGAAAGGGACAUCAAAGCGGGCCAGCAAAUCUUCCUCUCCUACACCUUGUUCAACCAGUCCAAGGCCGAGCGACAAGCCGACCUCGCCCCGUACGGUUUCGAAUGCAAGUGCCGCGCCUGCGUCAAUGCCACGCCCCAGAGCGACCAAUUGCGCAAGAUGUGUGGCGUUCUCAUCAGGAACUGGCAGCGCCAGUUGGAGAAUGUCUGGCUGAAGGAUCCGAAUCUCAAAGAGAGCGUCCUGGAGCCGAUCUUUGCGAUGAUGAAGAGGAUGGAGGAUGAGGGACUCGAUGAGUUGGAUACUGGGUAUUGGGAUCUGUUGGUCUUUCCGUACAAGGUUUAUGGGAAGCUGGGAAUGAAGAAGAAGGAGAUGGAGGCGCAAAUUAAGAUGUUCGAGCAUAGUUUGCCAUUGAUGCCCCCAGAGUACAAGUUGACGGCGCGUAACACGCUUGUUGCACUUCGAUCUCGCGUUGGUAGGAUGUAG
Coprinopsis cinerea okayama7#130 is the source of this 1323-nucleotide messenger RNA. RefSeq lists its product as hypothetical. The record is from RefSeq and is a predicted model, not a curated record. Gene Ontology annotation, molecular function: protein binding. Bases 1 to 1323 code for a protein of 440 amino acids. The transcript is spliced from 5 exons. Lineage: Eukaryota; Fungi; Basidiomycota; Agaricomycetes; Agaricales; Psathyrellaceae.